This is a messenger RNA of Fusarium keratoplasticum, 1611 nucleotides long. RefSeq lists its product as uncharacterized. Gene Ontology annotation, cellular component: membrane. Bases 1 to 1611 code for a protein of 536 amino acids. The record is from RefSeq and is a predicted model, not a curated record. Gene Ontology annotation, biological process: amino acid transport; transmembrane transport. Gene Ontology annotation, molecular function: transmembrane transporter activity. The transcript has 8 exons. Lineage: Eukaryota; Fungi; Ascomycota; Sordariomycetes; Hypocreales; Nectriaceae.
AUGGCUCAGAACACCGUCGGCGAGGACAUGGCCAAGGUCAAGUCCCAUGCCACCAAUGACUCGGACGUUGGCAUUGGUAGGGUCGAAGACAUGCGUGGCGAGGUCUUGAAGGGCGAUGCCGUCGAUGACAACAUUCUCCUCGCUCAGGGCCACGUCCCUGUUAUGAGGCGUUCCUUCAAUCUUCUCGGAACUCUGGGACUGGGCUUCAGUAUCACCAAUUCGUGGGUUUCGUAUGCCAGCUGCUUCGGACAGAGCUUGCUCUACGGCGGACCCCAGGCCACAGUCUUUGGCCUGAUCGUUGCCUGCGCCGUUCAAUGGAUCAUCAUUCUCGGUCUUGCUGAACAGGCCUCGGCUUUUCCGUCGUCAGGAGGCCAAUACCACUUCACCUACAUCCUGGCUCCCGAGAAGCACCGACGAUUCGCUGCCUUCGCGGUUGGCACUAUCAGCGUCCUUGGCUGGUGGGUCAUCACCUGCUCCGGCAUCUCGAAUAACGUACAAUGCAUCAUCGGCAUGAUCCUGUUUGUCAAGCCAGAGUAUGAACCGCAGAACUGGCACUCCUACCUUCUAUACGUGGGACUCAUCUUGAUUACGCUGAUCCCCAUCUUCACGAUUCCUCAAAAGCACCUUGGAAAAUGGACACAGGCUUGUCUUGCGCUCUCGGUGCUCGGUUUCCUCAUCGUCACUGUCACCAUCUUGGCCAUGUGCGAUGAAUACAACCACCCCAGCUUCAUUACCAAGUUCGACGGUACCAGUGGCUGGCCUAAAGGAGUUGCCUGGGUUAUGAGCGUCGGAAACGCCAUGUACGCCUUUGCCAGCAUGGACGCCGUCAUCCACGUGGCCGAGGAGAUGCACCACCCUGGAAAGGCCAUUCCCAGAGCCAUGAACCUCACUCUCAUCAUCGGCCUGGUUACCUCUGUUCCAUUCAUCCUGGCUAUGAUGUUUGUGAUCAAGGAUCUUGACGCGGUUCGAUCGGCCCAUCUUCCCAGUCUCGAGGCUUUCUACCAGGCUACUGGGAGCAAGUCGGCAGCACUUGGCCUACAGAGUCUCCUUGUGGUAAUUUUCUACUCUUGCAUGCCUAGCCAAUGGAUCACUUGCGGUCGCUUGACCUGGGCCUUCUCGCGAGACCGUGGCCUACCAUUUUCCGAGUACUGGAACCACAUCUCGCCUUCUCUUGGGUUCCCCGUCCGAACCACGAUUCUGUCAGUCGGAUUCUGCAUCCUUUACGGCCUACUUUACAUGGCCAGUAGCCAGGCGUUCAACUCAAUCAUCACCACGGCGGUUCUUGGAGUCAACAUCUCGUACGCUGUGCCACAAGCAAUCACCCUGUUCCAUGGUCGCGAGAACAAGCUCCCUGAGCGACCCUUUAAGCUUAGCAAGGUCGUUGGCUAUCUCUGCAACGCGUGGACACCGCUCUGGGUUACCACGAUCGGCAUUUUCAUCUGCUUCCCGAACAAGCUUCCUGUUGAUGCGGGUUCCAUGAACUAUGUCUGUGUUGUGCUGGGAUUUAUGGGGCUGAUUCUGGUUGGGUUGUGGGCGUCCGUUCGACGCUACUUUGAGGGCCCAAACAUUGACUGGGAAAUGCUGAGCACUCAAUACGAGCAAGAGUCCUAG